Delphinapterus leucas (beluga whale) is the source of this 3042-nucleotide messenger RNA. The record is from RefSeq and is a predicted model, not a curated record. Lineage: Eukaryota; Metazoa; Chordata; Mammalia; Artiodactyla; Monodontidae.
GAACCCAUGUUCCCUGCCUUGGCAGGCAGACUCUUAAACGACUGGAAAAGAGUCACCAGGAAAGCCCCUAGAGUAUCAUUUUAAUCCUGUUACUGUCAGGGAGUGAUGGAGAAGGCUUGCUAUUCUCAGGUAUAGAUUAACCUAGAAGGUAAACGUCUUGGGAUUUACUUAACAUUGAGGUUCAUGACCUUGAGAGUUGCUUUUUGUACUAUUUCUAAAAUGGAAAUUUAGCUAGAGGUGUUUUAACAAAAAUCUUUUUGCCAUUUUUUUUGUUACGUCCUUUUUCAAAUGGACACACUUUCUGUGACUAGAUGUUGUUUUAGACCAGGGUUCCUGGCAUCCUUAAUCAAUAGAUAUUGAUCAGAGGCCAGACAAGAAAUUCAGGCAAGGCUAUAUCGUGGCCCCUGCUGCAGCAGAGGGGAGUGAGCAGGUUCCUUACAUGGGGUGAGGGUAGGGGUGUGUCCAGGGAUCCAGCAGAGGGGUGGCUUAAGUGGUCUGCCCAUCCCCUAGGCUACGUUGUGUGCAGGGGGCAUGCGCAGUAUCCUGCUUUUGCUCCCCACUCCCUGCUUUUGCUGCCAGCUCUUCAGAGGUGCCAGUUGGGCUUUUUGGUCUCCUUUUAUCUAGUUGUCCAGAAUUUGCCCCAACUGUGCAUGCACACAGUUAUUUUUAGCCCCUAUUCGUUUCUUUGUAUUUUGUUGCUUAAGGAAACAUUUGUCCAGGUGCAAGCAUUGCAGCACUGCAGCAAACGGUCCCAGGUCCCAGCUUGUCUCAAUGUGAAGACAGGCAGAAACUCCUGCUGGAGGACUGUAACAUUUGUGGCUACUGUGCCUUUGUGCAUGCUUCCCGCAGUCCUUUUCUCAAUGUGAUUCAGUAUGUUAAAUUUCCUUAGUACAACCCUGCAAACUGUGAAUAUUUUAGAGACUAUUCUGAAUAUUUUAUUUCCUAGGAGAUGACAAUAUCCAAGUUAGCAGACUUACAAUGAUCAAAUGAGCUAAUAUAUGAAUACACCUAAUGUAGUAGGAACACUGGAGGCAAUAAAGGUUGAUUCUGAUCAAUUUUGACCCUUAUUUCAACUUUGAACCUCAGGAUUUUAGGGGCAAAGUAUUUUUCUUAGAACACUUUAUCUUCUCUUUCUUACUCAGUAAAACCAUUGUGUACAUUUGUUAGCUCUUUUGAUUAUCUCUGUUAGAAGGAAGAACAGAUAAUUAUUGUACAUAACUAAUUUCACCUAACAUGGAAUUUUUUAAAGUAAUUUUUCUUCCUGAUUGUAAAAGUAGCAUGUGCUAAAUGUAUAGGAAACUUGGAAAACACGAAGAAGUAGAAAAAAAAAGGAAGCAAAAGGAAUCCAUAAUCCCACAACUAGAGAUCAUCUUACUAACGUUUUGGAUCUCAGCUAAAAGGGAAGCACCUUCGAAGAGUGAUUGCAUAGUUGGGAAUGAAAAGCACUGAAGUCUGAACAGAUGCUGAAAUGAAUCGUCACCUGUUUGUUUGGCUUUUUAGACAUCUGUGUCUUAAUGGUCACCACCAGUGCCAUGUCCAUCUCCAUUCUCAUCAGCUUACACAGAUACCUCUUGACACAAGGCUGUGGGUUUUUAGACAAAACAGGAAUCACAUUCUCCAUUGUCUGUUAAGUGAGAAUUGGUCCAGGAGAUAUUGUCAUCAAGAUACCAGGAUGCUCUGGAAGCAUAAAGGACUACAGAAAUACAUGGAGGACCUGAGUAAGGAGUACCAAACACUUGAUCAUUGUUUGCAGCAUAUCUCUGUGAGUGAAGGGGACCGGAGGUCCUUGAAUCAACGGCAUGCUGAGCUGGCUCCGCUUGCAGUCAUUUACAAAGAAAUUCAGGAGGCUGAACAAGCCAUUGAAGAAUUAGAAUCAAUGUGUAAAAAUCAGCAGGUUUUUCUGGUACCUCUGACCCGAGACUUAUGUGCACAAGGUCUAAAUAAACAAGAUGAAAAGCAGUUACAAGAACUUGCUUUGGAAGAGAGGCAAACCAUUCUUCAGAAAAUCAACAUGUUAUACAGUGAGCUUCUCCAGAGUCUAGUGCCAAAGGAGAAAUAUGACAAAAAUGAUGUUAUUUUAGAGGUGACAUCUGGAAGAACUACUGGAGGUGAUAUCUGCCAACAAUUUACCCGGGAAAUAUUUGAUAUGUAUCAGAAUUAUUCAAGCUACAAACACUGGAAAUUUGAACUUCUGAAUUAUACACCAGCUGAUUAUGGUAGGUGUGUUUCCCAGACCUUACAGUGGGAACUCUCUUGUUGUCUGGCCAAGGACCUCAAGCUGAUGAUCCAGUUUCUGGAUCCAGCUGCCCAAUUGCAGCCAGUAGAUGUGAAAGUGGACCCCAAGGAUUUACGAAUAGAUACAUUUCGAGCCAAAGGAGCAGGAGGGCAGCACGUUAAUACAACAGAUAGUGCUGUCAGACUUGUCCAUGUCCCCACAGGACUUGUAGUAGAAUGCCAACAAGAACGAUCACAGAUGAAAAAUAAAGAAAUAGCUUUGCGUGUGUUGAGAGCUAGACUCUACCAGCAGAUUAUUGAGAAAGACAAGUGUCAACAACAGAGUGUGAGAAAACUGCAGGUGGGAACAAGAGCCCAGUCAGAGAGAAUUCGGACAUAUAAUUUCACCCAGGAUAGAGUCACUGACCACAGGAUAGCAUAUGAAGUUCGUAAUAUUAAGGAAUUUUUAUGUGGGGAGAAGUGCCUGGAUCAGCUAAUUCAGAGAUUGCUUCAAUCAGCGGAUGAAGAAACCAUUAAUGAAUUUUUGGAUGAAAAUCUUAAAUCAGCAAAAUAAAUACUGAUUUAUAAUUUAUUAUUAUAUAAAUGAAAUGGACCUAUGUCAAGAAGCAGACCGAGGUAGGGAAAUCUUUAUGAAAGUUGAUAAAGAGCAGCUAAAAAUACAUGGUACUCACAAAAAUAUUUUUUAAUGAAUCCAGUCACAUUUCUUGACCUAAGUUUAUUUUAGGUUUCCUGUAAAGUACAAUCCAGGUCUUCAAGUAGAAACAAAGCAUGCAUUGUUGAAAAGAGAAAUAAAGUAUUGAGAAUUGA